Cricetulus griseus (Chinese hamster) is the source of this 2863-nucleotide messenger RNA. The record is from RefSeq and is a predicted model, not a curated record. Lineage: Eukaryota; Metazoa; Chordata; Mammalia; Rodentia; Cricetidae.
UCUUUGAGCCUGGCGCGACUGCUGUACGGGCCCCUCAGAGAUUCCCCAGAAGCAGGGGAAGGGGAGGUGGACAGAGGGGGACACCAGGGGCAGUCUCCCAGGGUCUGUUUGGCUGUGAAACCUCCCUGCUUCGGCUACCCAUGAUAGAAACCUCAGUCGCCGGAAUAGACUCGGGACCUUCCCUCGUCCACAACCAGCACCAUGGAGACUGGUUGCACAGGCCGCCCGGCCGGUCAUGGCUGCUUCUGUCCAAACUACGCGUCCCAAAGGCGCCCUGGGGGCGCACGCCAGUUGCCAGUUGGGGAACGCGUUGACUUUGAGAUUCUGACAUCGGAGAGACCAAUUGUAGUUCUGAGGCCUGCUGGCCUGGCCGGGCCCUGAGAAUUGGCUAUGGCAUGGAAGGCGGCUCUUGGAGAGGGCCUGUGCCUGGCAGAGGCCACACCUGUGUGCUUUGGGUUCGUGGCUGAAUGGAGAUGGACCUUCGGGGUCCUGCCACACACCUGCAGGCCCAGCUCCAGGCUGGUCGAAAUGGAGGGGCUCAAAGGGCAGCCCAGGGCAAGGGCAAACUGUGCGACCCUACUGCCAGCCUACCCUUUGAAGAGAAGAUGAAAGGCUACGUGUGCUGCCUGGUCAUUCAAAUUGUCAAUUUUAAGUCCAGAAGUGUCCAAACCACAAGUUCUCAAAACUCUCUGAAAAAUGGCUCCCUCCAAGUUAAGAGUGCCUGGACACUGGAAAAAGGGAUUCCCUGAGCACCUGGAAUUGGAGAUCAUUCCUGGUUCAGAUUUAAGCAUCUUUGGAGGUCUGCACGCGGCGGCCAUUGGCGGCGGAGUGUCACGUGACCGCGGGGGCGUGCCAAUGUGCUCCCUUACGGGUGUCAAGCCCCUGUCAGAGUGUGCGAUCACGAUCGUGAAACAUCGCGAUGCAAAAAGCGACCUACUACGACAGCUCGGCGAUCUACGGUGGCUACCCCUACCAAGCAGCCAAUGGCCCCUGCAGCUCCCCCGCCUCCCUCUUCUGUCUCCCCUCCUCUGAGUGCCAGCAGCAACCCUGCCCCCGCCAGCACAGCCAAGAGCCCCCUGCUCAACUCUCCCACAGUGGGCAAACAAAUUUUUCCCUGGAUGAAGGAGUCGAGACAGAACACUAAACAGAAAACCAGCGGCUCCAGCUCAGGGGAGAGCUGCGCUGGUGACAAGAGCCCGCCUGGGCAAGCUUCCUCCAAGCGCGCGCGCACCGCAUACACGAGCGCGCAGCUGGUUGAGCUGGAGAAGGAGUUUCACUUCAACCGCUACCUUUGCCGGCCACGCCGAGUGGAAAUGGCCAACCUGCUGAACCUCACAGAGCGCCAGAUCAAGAUCUGGUUCCAGAACCGCCGAAUGAAGUACAAGAAGGACCAGAAGGGCAAGGGCAUGCUGACCUCGUCUGGGGGCCAGUCCCCAAGUCGCAGUCCCGUGCCUCCCGGUGCAGGAGGCUAUCUGAACUCUAUGCAUUCGCUGGUCAACAGUGUCCCUUAUGAGCCCCAGUCACCCCCUCCCUUCUCCAAGCCCCCCCAAGGCGCCUACGGGCUGCCUCCCGCCUCCUACCCUGCUCCUUUGCCCAACUGCGCUCCCCCUCCUCCCCCCCAGAAGCGCUACGCAGCAGCGGCGGGGGCAGGCGCAGGGGGCACCCCUGACUACGACCCGCACGCUCACAGCUUGCAGGGCAACGGCAGCUAUGGGACCCCACACUUACAGGGAAGCCCCGUCUUCGUGGGGGGCAGCUAUGUGGAACCCAUGAGCAACUCCGGGCCAACACUCUUUGGCCUAACUCACCUCCCCCACACCACUUCGGCUGCCAUGGACUACGGGGGCACAGGGCCGCUGGGCAGCGGUCACCACCAUGGGCCGGGGCCUGGGGAGCCGCAUCCCACCUACACGGACCUUACUGCCCACCAUCCUUCUCAGGGAAGAAUUCAGGAAGCGCCCAAGCUCACCCACCUGUGAUGAUGGGCUCUGGCUGCGAGCCAGGAGAGUUGCCCCCCCCUUCUUCGGUUCUUUUUCCUUUAAAUUUUUUUUUAUUGUUUUAUGUUCUUCCUGCCUCUCCCUUUUCUCUUCUGUACCCCUCCCUCAUUUUGUUUUCUUUGGUAAUGCGUUUUUAUGGUUUAUGUGACGUAGCAAUCUUGGUUGCUGGAAAGGCUGUCAGUAUCAGUAGUGACAUUUACAUCCCUCCCACUCCCACGCUGCCACGGCCUCUGGCCCAGCACCCUUACCUUCUUUACUCUUCGAUAAGAAACAGGGUAUAUGGACAAACUUUCUAGUUGAGUUUUCAAUGUGAAUUUGUUUGUACGUUAUGGCUCCCGAGAGGAAGCGAUUUUUUUUUUAAGUUUUAGUUUUUAAAAUUGCACUUCUUGUAAUGAGCGAGAAAAAGAAAUCAAAGGCGCUUUGAAACGGGGACUCCCUGUGCAAAGAUGACUAAGUGUACGUCUUUCCGUGUGUGUAUGCUUGUGAACAGUCAGAUUUAUUUAUAUUUUUUGCAAGCAUUGAAUAGUCUAAGUUUUAAAUAUUAUUUAUCCCCAUCCGUUCGUAUUUAUAUUAAAGAAAUUCUGUACCCUGAUUGUUCAGAAGGUUUCUUGAGCCUUUUGUUCAAUGGUGUAUUGGCAUACAUAUAAAAUUUAUUUGAAAGGGAAAUAAAAUUCCUUUAUAAAAACCGUAGCGAUGCAAUAAGAACAGAGAAGACCCAGCGUUUGAAAACAAUGGUUUAGGUUUGUAACAGCAGGCAAAACUGAACGCUAAAAAUGCUAGAUUUGUUUUGAGAGUUUUACAUUCCUUGCUGCUCACAUUCUGAGAAACAAAACAAAAAUAAAAAAUAAAGUUUUUAUUCUGAUUAA